Molecule: messenger RNA, 657 nt
Organism: Necator americanus (New World hookworm)
Lineage: Eukaryota; Metazoa; Nematoda; Chromadorea; Rhabditida; Ancylostomatidae
Exons: 3
Coding region: 1-657 (218 amino acids)
Source: RefSeq, a predicted model, not a curated record
AUGCACAGCGGAGGUUCGUCCUCCGGUAGGGUCUUCCAAGCUGAGAAGGAGUUCCGACUUCUCGGAAUCGGAAGCCUAGCUAAGAGUAAACUACUGCUAAGAUUCACAACCGUCUUGGCAGAAUGUCCCAAGGUGGCUGAUCCAUUUAGCAUAUUCACUGCCUCAGUACCAUGCACACUAGACCCUGCCGUCUCAUACGUCGGACGGUAUGGCGACCGACUGUGUACUUACAACGCGAGAACGGUGUCCACAGACGCUGACCUGCAUGUUCUUUUCGGAGCUGCAGAGCGUAUCAAAUUUCACGUGAUUGCUCUGCAGGAGACCAAGUGCAGAAGGAGCGACGUACGACAGAUGAAUGACGGUACACUCGUCAUUCGUGGAGAGAAGGUUCCGUCGCGAAAUGUAGGCGAUGUUGGUUUUGUUGUGCACCCAUCCGUCGUUCAUCUUGUCGAUUUUUAUGAGAUCCUGUCACUUCGUCUGGCCAUUCUUCGCCUACGUCCUCUGCGCCAAAAACCCAUCGAUAUCAUCAACUGGUACUCACAAACAUCAGCAGCUGAUGAAUCCGAAUUGGACGCGUUUUACGAGGAGCUGGAGGAAGUGAUCCGCAACGAGAAGUCCUGCUACAAAUUUGUUGUUGAGACUUCAACGCAAAACUAG